This is a messenger RNA of Patiria miniata (bat star), 705 nucleotides long. Its product is annotated as translation initiation factor IF-2-like. Bases 1 to 705 code for a protein of 234 amino acids. The transcript has 2 exons. The record is from RefSeq and is a predicted model, not a curated record. NCBI's taxonomy places the organism in Eukaryota, Metazoa, Echinodermata, Asteroidea, Valvatida, Asterinidae.
AUGGAGCGGGCCACCACAUGGGCAAUCCCCUGUGUCCGACCCACGAGAGGAACUAGACGGGCUCGUUCGGGCCUUCGGUCCGGCCAGCACUCGGAUUGGCCCGGCACGGUGCGAUGGGAGCGCCGGGGCCGGCCCGCCCGCGUGGGGCGGGUCCGCCCCGACAUCCCGCCGGGUCCCGGAACCCAUGGCAAUCAGACGGCCCGCGCGGGCGGACGAGAGUCGGGGAGCCCAGGCCCCCUCGCACCUCGACCGCCGGGCGGGGACCCGAUCACGCCCGCCGCACUCCCGCGGGGGCGGCAGCAGGCGGGGCGCCGAGCCGCAGCCCCGGCGGCGGAACGGGCGGCGGCAGCAGCCCGCCGGGCGGCGGACCGAGGCGGGCCCCCUCCCCGGGGGGACCCGGCGGACCGCGGGAUUGAAACGAGGGGAGUCGGAGGGCAAAGGGCGCCGGGCGGGCAAGAGCGGGCCCGCCCGGGACGGCCCCGGAAGACAGAGAGAGAGCCGAACGGCCCGUGCGGAGGCUCGAGAGAGAGAAUGACACCGGCGCCGCGGCCCAGGCCGCCGCGGCGCGUCCGGCCCGAGAGAGACGGGCGCGCGCCCCGCCCCGGCGAGGCGGCGCGGCCCGCACGGCCCCGAGAGGGCUACCUGGUUGAUCCUGCCAGUAGUCAUAUGCUUGUCUCAAAGAUUAAGCCAUGCAUGUCUAAGUAA